AUGGACAAAAAUAUUAGACACUUCUAUAAUUUGGCAUCGGUAAGGAGGAACAAUAGAAUUAAUGCACUGGUAAUUAAUGAAAGGUUGAUAAGAAAUCAAGUUAGAAUAAAGAUUGUUAUUAGAGAGUUUUAUAAGGAUUUGUAUCAUCAUGAGAGAUCUCUGAUUGUGGGGUUUAGAGACGAGUUAGUGAAUCGAAUAGAUGAAGAAGAUUCUGUAGUAUUGGAGAGAAUGUCAACGGUAGAAGAGGUUAAAGAUGAGAUUUUAGACUGUGAAUCAUCUAAGGCUCCAAAUAGUGAUGGAUAUAACAUGAAUUUCAUUAAAAAGUGCUGUGAUGAGAUUGGUUCAGAGUUCACGGCAUCUAUGCUGGAUUUCUUUCGGUCAGCCAGGAUACCUUCUUACUCAAAUAUUAUGUGGGUGUCUCUAGCACCUAAGUUCAAUAAAGCUAAGAAAAUUAAGGACCUUCGACCGAUUAACAUGGUGGGUUGCUUCUACAAGGUAAUCUCUAAAGUGUUGGUAAGAAGGAUAGGAUCAGUGAUGUCAAAUCUAGUAGGGGAGACACAGAGCGCAUUUGUUAAAGGUCAGAAAAUACAUGAUGAGACAUUUAUUACAUGUGAAACAGUGCAAUAG
Arachis stenosperma is the source of this 627-nucleotide messenger RNA. RefSeq lists its product as uncharacterized. The record is from RefSeq and is a predicted model, not a curated record. Bases 1 to 627 code for a protein of 208 amino acids. NCBI's taxonomy places the organism in Eukaryota, Viridiplantae, Streptophyta, Magnoliopsida, Fabales, Fabaceae. The transcript has a single exon.